Molecule: messenger RNA, 1830 nt
Organism: Bombyx mandarina (wild silkworm)
Lineage: Eukaryota; Metazoa; Arthropoda; Insecta; Lepidoptera; Bombycidae
Product: mucin-5AC-like
Source: RefSeq, a predicted model, not a curated record
AUGUGGUUACAAGCAAAACUUAUUGGUUUUCUUUUUAAUUUUUUACUUUUAAUAAUAAAUACACGAUCGUUUUACAUAUCCCCAGGAUCCCACGAGUUCUUAGUGACAGAAAUUGUCCGCGUGAAACGUCAAGCCGGGUACGUUUACAACAAGCCUAGUAUUCAAUUUGAUUUGCCUUCGACAUCUACUGUAUCCACUCAAGAACCAAAUGUUGACAGGACGCAGGCGCAGCAGAUGUAUUACGUUUAUCCUGCCCCACCUAAAGAACAAUCUUCUAACGCGGAAAUUGUUGGGGAUACAACAACAAAAGGUAACAACGGUGGCAGCGCUGGCGGUUAUAGCUAUGGUUCACGAAACACGAUUGGCAGUCAACAAGAUGCUGGCGACACAUCAUCACAGGCCAUUAGUUUAGGCACCGGUCAAUUAACAAAUACCAAUGCUGGAUAUGGUUAUAAUGUGCCAACGGAUGUUGGUAGUCCACCUCAAACUAACACGGGUUCACGUGCGACUUCCACUGGUUCUACUGCUACCAGUUCUGUCUCCACAAGUUAUUUUUAUGACACUCCAUCAUCAAUCUCUAAUAUUGCCACAGCAAAAAGUCAAAUUACUUCCGAUUCAUCUCAAACAAGCAAGAGUGCUGCUGGCUACAAUUAUGAUUCUGUCGGAAUUACUAACAAUAAUCAGAAAUCAAAUGAUUUAGUCAAUCAAAAUACGAACGCUGAGCGUUCUCAAAGUACUUCACCUUCAGGCUAUAACUACAACAAUGCUGGAUUGAUUGCAAACAAUUUUGGGCAAAUCGAAACAGAAACCAUUUCAGUAAAAGGUGGAUUGACAGAUUUGUCAUCUAGUUAUAAUUAUCAAGCGCCAUCAUCAGAAUCAUUAAUAAAUACAGAAAAGAAUUUAUUAAAUUCAGAAGCUGGAUCAAAAGCUGCGGGCUACGGUUCUGGACCUGCUCCAGUGACAAGUACUUCCAUAAAUUCCAUAGCAAGUCUAAGUGCUUUAAGCGAAGGAAAUUCACAAAAACAAUCGGGAAAUUCUGGGUAUAAUUAUAAUACUCCGACUACAUCCAAUACGGUGGAAAGUGUUAAAAAAAUAACCAUUCCGAAUUCCAGAGCCACAAGUUCCGUAUCAGCUAAUUACAACUAUGAAGGACCUGCGCCAAGUCAAUUAAUAAAUACAGAAAGUCUACGAUACCUACCGCCAAGCUCUGGGGCUGGUUCAGGCGCUAGUGCUCCCGCCAUUAAUUCUGGCACGAAUAGGUCAAAUGGAAUCAAUAACCAAUACGUACCUCCAACGAGUUCUUUUAGUACUAGCGUACCAGGGAUGACGCCAUUGGCUUCGUAUAUACCGCAAAGCAGUGGAAUUUCUUCAUCAAGCUCUUCUCAAGCAUAUUUACCUCCAUCGAACUCUAUUUCAACUAAUCAGCCAUCGCAAUUGUACGUUCCAUCAAUACGUAGCAAUACACCACUUAGUUCGUCAAUGGUGUCCAAUUCACAGACAUAUAUACCACCAUCAACAUCCCAAUACGGGAUAUCAAGCCCUGGUCCACAAUUAAGUACACAGACCUCUGUUGCUUUGUCAUUAAAUUCAUAUAUUCCGCCGCAGAAUACAGGACAGCUUAGUGCACCAAGCAUUCAACCAUCAGUACCAUCACAGUCGUAUCUACAGCCAUCGAGUCGAAAUUUGAGUAGUGGAACCAGCCAACCUAAUGGAAAUUACUUACCUCCUACAUCAGGUACACUUACCCCAACAUCAGUGAAUUCUAACUAUUUAUCUCCAGUGACAGACUCUUCUCUACCGGCUGUAUCAUACCUGCCACCGAAGAUUUAA